Molecule: messenger RNA, 1017 nt
Organism: Penicillium expansum
Lineage: Eukaryota; Fungi; Ascomycota; Eurotiomycetes; Eurotiales; Aspergillaceae
Product: class I SAM-dependent methyltransferase
Exons: 3
Coding region: 1-1017 (338 amino acids)
Molecular function (GO): methyltransferase activity
Source: RefSeq, a predicted model, not a curated record
AUGUCACAACCCAAUCUCGAUGAACGCAUCCAAGUCGACACAAGCGAUGACGACUCUCUCUUUGAAAUCCAAACAAUCUCAGGCUCAAACCUUUCCUUUGCCUCAUCCGUCCGCGACUACAACUACGAAAAUGGCCGCCGCUACCAUGCCUACCGCAACGGCCAAUACCCCUUCCCAAACGACCAAGAAGAACAAGAUCGCCUAGCAUUAGUACACCACCUCUUCAAACUGCUCACAGGCGGGGAUCUGUACCGCGCACCAAUACGCAACUCCAAUCCGCGGCAUAUUUUAGAUAUCGGCACCGGCCCUGGCGAAUGGGCCCUGGACAUGGCCGAAGACUACCCGCAAGCGGAUAUCAUCGGAACCGAUCUCAGCCCCAUCCAGCCAAACUGGGCGCCGCCCAACUGCCGCUUCUUCAUUGAUGAUGCCGAGAGUGAUUGGACUUUCUCGCCCGGUGAAACGUUCGACUAUAUCCAUGCAAGAACUUUGGCCGGUGGUAUUGGGGAUUGGCCGAGGCUGCUCAAGCAGGCUUAUCAACAUCUGAAACCAGGUGGCUGGUUUGAGGCGCAGGAGUUUGAGAGUUGCGUGUUUUCUGACGAUGGAACUAAUGAGCGCGCUACUGCCACUAAUAACUGGACAGAAAUGUUGACUCAGUCUAGUAAGAAGUUUGGAAAACCAAUGGAUGUUGCAACGAAGCUCGCGCAGUGGAUGGUUGAGCAGGGGUUUGCGAAUGUGACCGAUGAUAUUUACAAGGGUCCUAUUGGUGGCUGGCCCAAGAACCGCCGCUACAAAGAAAUGGGUCGUAUUGGCAAGGUGUCCAUCAUGGAAGUUCUCGAGCCAUACUCGCUAGCUCUCUUCACCCGUGUCCUAGGGCUUUCGUACCAGGAAGCACAGGAACAUAUUGAGAACGCGCGGGCGGAGUUGAUGAGCAACUCGCACCACCUCUAUGUGCGCUUUCACUUUGUCUACGGACAGCGGCCUUUCGACGAUGAAUCCACUGGUUCUGAGGCAUCUUGA